CUGCGGGAGGACAUGACAAAGAAUUUGUUUCGCAUAUUGAAAACUCCAGAGACAGCCAAUUGAAACUCCUCAUAUGUCUUGCACACUCAACAAUCACAACCCUCUGAUUGACUCUCUGGUGAAGGAAAGUUUACAGAUAAAUAAUUGCUUAUUUAGGACAGGACAAAACCUGCAAAUCCUAUGUCAUCAUCCUUCACUGAAUAAAACCAUGGCAAAAACAUUAAGAAACAUGAAGAGAGGCAGAUUGAUAUCACUAUGGAAACAUGAUUUUAUAAAUAACAAAUCAAGAUGUACAGAGCCAUUAGCUUUUCUUCAAGGAAUAAAGAAGGAAUACACUUCCUGUAGGGUAAUGUGCACAAAAACAGACUCCAAGGAGAAAGGAUACAUCUAUAUAGACAAUAAAAUGUCAUCAGAGGCCAUUGAAAACUCAGCGUGGGCUUGUCGGUUAGCAAAUGAAAAUGGAUAUCUUUCUUGGUGUCGAAAUUCCUACCUGAUGACUGGUGUCGGAGUGGGAAUGUUGUACAAAGGACAGACAGCUGUGGCUGAAUUGGCUGGUUACUCAUCCAUGUUGCUGGCAGGAGUCAAUGUAUCAUGGGGAACCUAUAUAUUUAUUUACAACCUGAUUUUUCUGAAGGACCGUGUAGGAAUGACAGGAGGUUUCGUUGCUCUUCAGUCACUUGCUGCCAUCUUACAUGCCAUAGUAUAUGUCAUGGUACUUAUUGUUUUCGCAGCUGAAAGUGACAAAUAUUUCCAAAAACACUCAAAGGAAAAUCAAAUCAAAAAUGACUAAGGUUAGGUGAUGUGUAAUACUUUAUGUAUCUUGUCAUCUGAUGUUUUAGAGUAUAUUACAUGUAUAAUAUUAUAUGUCCUUGAAUGUGAGUACUACGCUAUUUAAUAAAUUUUUAAAGUAUGUAUGAUGAAUGUUGUAGCUGAAAGCAUAUCAAAUAUUUUGCUAUGAAUUGCAAUGUGGACAGCUUAUUUAAAAAUAUGUAAGUUAUCUCUUUUAUUGAAUAACUUUCUAAACUAAGAAAAAAAUGUAGAUCUGUAUGGGUUUUUUUUUUUGUUUUCUUUUUAUUGGAAGGUGCAAUAAAGUUCUGUAUGCGAUGAA
Molecule: messenger RNA, 1108 nt
Organism: Saccostrea echinata
Lineage: Eukaryota; Metazoa; Mollusca; Bivalvia; Ostreida; Ostreidae
Product: transmembrane protein 160-like
Exons: 5
Coding region: 74-790 (238 amino acids)
Source: RefSeq, a predicted model, not a curated record